This is a messenger RNA of Cataglyphis hispanica, 723 nucleotides long. Its product is annotated as odorant receptor 67c-like. Gene Ontology annotation, molecular function: olfactory receptor activity; odorant binding. The record is from RefSeq and is a predicted model, not a curated record. The coding region runs from base 81 to 647 and encodes 188 amino acids. The transcript has 5 exons. Gene Ontology annotation, biological process: sensory perception of smell; detection of chemical stimulus involved in sensory perception of smell. Lineage: Eukaryota; Metazoa; Arthropoda; Insecta; Hymenoptera; Formicidae. Gene Ontology annotation, cellular component: plasma membrane.
UUAAAACGUGCUGUGAUGUAUGUUGCAACGCAAGACGGAUUAUUUGAGCAUUUCCUUUAAUCUUCGAUAACUCAGAAACUAUGAUAUUGCACGUAGGCGGUCAAAUCGAUAUUCUUCGUAAAUGGUUGAUAGAUAUGUUUCCGACGAAAGGAAAACUGUCCAAGGAAAAUAGUUUGAGUCCCUUGAUCGUAGACAAAAUAAUCAAGAAACAUCAGCAAAUCAUCACCUUUUCAGAACACAUCGAAGAACUGUACACAAAUAUCGCGAUGGUGCUGUUCGUGUCGGAUACUUUAAUUAUCUGCUGUUUGGGUUAUAUACUCGUCGCGUCAGUGGGAACGCCCGGUGCUAUGAAAAUUAUAAUGAGAACAAUCUUGUUUUAUGUCGUUUCAAUUAUGGAGUCGUUUAUUUACUGCUUUACUGGAGAUUAUCUAACUAAUAAGAGCAACAGCAUCGGGGAUGCUGCAUAUAAUUCUUACUGGUACGAAGGAAAUUCCAAACAGAAUCGAUUUAUAGUGCUUUUGAUAAUGAGAGCGCAGAAGCAAUUAACUAUUACAAUUGGAAAAAUUAUGGAUUUAUCCAUGGAACGGUUUAGCAGUAUUAUAAAAGCUUCAGCUUCAUAUAUAUCGGUUCUAAUAGCAAUGUAUUGAAGCGAUACUACAUCUUGUAGAUAAAAUUUCUAAUAAACGUUAGAUACUGAUUGUUGUUUAGUUGAGGAAAAAUUUG